UUAUUGUUAUACAUUAAAUUAUUUAGAUGAGAAUUGGGCGUGUGGUUCAGCUAUUGAUCAAGCACGAAAUAAUAGUAAUGGUAUUAUAGCUGACGAUAUUGAUAAACAUCAUUGGUUACAUCAGUGGUCAUAUUCAACAAUACCACUUGAUUCUGAUCAACAAUUAAUUACAAUGUUACGUUCAUUACAACCAUUACUUGUUGAAGCAUUAAAAAAACGUAAUGUUAAUGGUUUAUGGAGUACAAUUGAUGGUCCAUUAACAUGGAAAUCUUUUCAUCAAUUAUUAUAUGUACAAAAUCAUCAUGCACAUCUUGAAGAACAAAUAAGUGGACCACAACCAAUACCAUAUAUACUUGCUGGUCUUGAUAGGGAAUGGAUUAUGUUAGCACCUUAUAGUGUUAAAUUUUGGGAUAAAUUAUGUCUUGAACCAUAUUCAAAACGAAAAGAUAUUGGUUAUAUAUGUGUUAUACCAGAUAAUGAUUAUAUAUGUUCAAUGACAAAAACAUAUUUUCGUGAAUUAUCAACACAUUAUGAAUUAUGUCGAUUAGGCAUACAUCGGCCUUUAUCAAAAGUAUUUUCUGAUCAAGGAAUUUUACGUAUAUUAUCACAAAAUAAUGAUUCAUUGCAACCUCCAAAUAUUGAUCAAUGGUUUACAGAUCAUGAAACUACGCAUCCACUUGGCAGUCGAUUAAAACUUUAUGCUCAAAUACUUAAAGAAAAACUUUCUAACAUUCUCUCCACACAAUUCUUCGAAAGCAUAUUAUUAGAAGAUAUUACAUCUCGUCGUGAUGCAUUUCGUAGCCCCAAUGAUUUAUCUUCAUCUUCAUUUGAUUUCCAUUCAACGGGAAAUGAUGUAACAAAUAAUGGCCAUUCAUUUUCUCCAUCAUCCUCUACAUCAACUAAUCUUACUGCAAAUAAUAUCUAUACAACUGGAUCCGCAGCUACUGACGUUCUAAAUGCAUCCACAAC
Molecule: messenger RNA, 969 nt
Organism: Adineta steineri
Lineage: Eukaryota; Metazoa; Rotifera; Eurotatoria; Adinetida; Adinetidae
Source: the annotation of a GenBank genome assembly